Molecule: messenger RNA, 1926 nt
Organism: Xenopus laevis (African clawed frog)
Lineage: Eukaryota; Metazoa; Chordata; Amphibia; Anura; Pipidae
Exons: 8
Coding region: 52-726 (224 amino acids)
Source: RefSeq, a predicted model, not a curated record
UUGAAAAGCAGAAGUGGUAGAACUGUAGGAGAGUGUAGUCGUACAGAUCCAAUGAGACAGGAAAACAGAGAGACGGGGAACAAGAAACUAAUUUACUGCCACAAAAUGAACAGAGGAAAAUGUCAAGGCCAUGCUGAUGACAAUAUAUAUCAAAAUGUGGGUGACUGCAAGAAGGAACCUACUGAGAAUCCAGGGAAGAAGAAGAAGGAGAUCCAUCAAGAUCCAAGACAAGAAUCAAAAUAUCUGAAGGCAACUGAAAGACUGAGGGCACAAAGGACACUCUUGAUUGCUAUGAUGAUCCUGCACAUCCUGACGCUCAUUCUCCUCAUCCUCUUCUCAAGCUUCCUGGUCACAUACAGUUCCGAUAUUUUUGGGCAGCUGAAUAAGACAGGAAAGGAGAAAACUGACCCGGCACCGUUAAUAAUAGCCAUUAAUGUGACUUUUGGAGAGGAGAAAACUGACCCGGCACCGUUAAUAAUAGCCAUUAAUGUGACUUUUGAUAAUUCGAACAGUGUAUGCAGUGACGUGACUUUGGCUCUUGUCUGUGUUUUGGAUCCCCUGCAACAGUUCCCUCCAAAGGGCUCCCUCAAGACCUACCUGUCUAAAGAAGACUCAAUGAUGCACCAGGAAGUCAGGAAACUACAAAGAAUUGUCACCAACCCUUUCCAACAACUAUAUACCAGUUUUAUCCCCAUUCCUUGUGAGCAGGUCCCUCUUAUGUUAUAAAACCUAUUACAUUAGCCUUGUUUAUUUAUUGUAAGUCCCCUGUUUGUUGCAAUGUUAUUUUAAUGUUCUGUGUUACUUGCUACUGCUAUCGAAUGGAUGAUGAUAAUGAUUCCUCUCUUUAAGAUGAAUCCAAUGAUUGGUUGCUUAAGCCCCCCCCCUCCCACUUGUGGUCCUUCAUCUUGCCCGAAUCAAUGGAUUUGUAGAAUAAAAUAUCCUUAAUUACAGCUGCAUUAUAAAUUAUAGUACAUGUGUGGAAGGGUAAAGGUUUAACUCAUCUCUAUGUCAGGCAGUUCCCAUGGGGAUUAAGACAACCAAGUUCCCUUAGGUUUUGCAGUUGGGAGGGGAACUGUUUUCUUUUCCUGGUGAGAGAGUUGCAUGGCAGUUUAAUAUGGUGGUCAGGAGUUGUCAGUAGUGAAAAAAAAAUUACGAAACGGCAAAAAAGCGCGAAACACGUUCAAGUCAAUGGGUGUCAAAAAUAUUUACGCGUGACAAUUUUUUAUGUACGCUCCAUAUGAGUUACAGUCAAUGGUCGUUUUUUUCUUGUGGCAACUAUUUUGUCUAAAUGCAUUAAAGUCAAUGGCCAUUAUUUUUCUUAUGGUGACUUUUCUUGUCUCUUGUUUCUUGGGUGAAUUUUUGCAGCAGUUUUGUGAAAAAAAAUCGCAGAUGGCAAAUGCGGAAUUUUGCUGCGAAUCCAUGGCUGGUGAAAAAUAUUUGUUAUUUACUAGUUGUCAGGUUUCAAUAGUCUUUAUAAAGAGAAGUCAUCAGGUGCUAGGCCUCCUGGUUCUCUAUCUGAGAGGCAGGUCUGAAUGUUGAGGGUCCAGUGGCUGAACUAUGGCUUAUUUUCUUACGUUAACUCAGGAUAUCAGGAUGACGAGUAUUAGUUAAUGAUAGUUAGAAAUACAGUAGUACACCCCAGAGGUGUAAGUCAGGAAAGGUCAGUAAACAAGGGUAGCUUUGUGCCCCAAUUCAGGAGGAUUAUUGUGGAUAGUGCUCCCCAGGCAUUACUAUCUAGUGUAUCCUUCCUACUCCUGGAUGACAUUCACUGUGGCCAUUUCAGCAUUUAACAGUAUCUGAGAGAGAUUCUACACAUUUCAUUUGUGCUGCCUUAUUUGAGUUCCAUUGCAGUUUGCAUCGUUGUCUCUUCUGUUAAAAAUAAAUGAUCAGUUGCCUAUAGACACUAAAAGAGAACUUGGCAUCAUU